Messenger RNA from Triplophysa dalaica, 1605 nucleotides. It is a transcript of the gene chrna3, whose product is annotated as cholinergic receptor, nicotinic, alpha 3. The transcript has 6 exons. Lineage: Eukaryota; Metazoa; Chordata; Actinopteri; Cypriniformes; Nemacheilidae. Gene Ontology annotation, cellular component: synapse; postsynaptic membrane; neuron projection. Gene Ontology annotation, molecular function: acetylcholine-gated monoatomic cation-selective channel activity; transmembrane signaling receptor activity. The coding region runs from base 1 to 1605 and encodes 534 amino acids. Gene Ontology annotation, biological process: nervous system process; signal transduction; chemical synaptic transmission. The record is from RefSeq and is a predicted model, not a curated record.
AUGAACGCAAGAUCUCUUCUCGUGAUUUACACUUGUCAGUUUAUGCUUUUUAACUUGUCCGGGGUUACAUGCUCUGAGGCGGAGCACAAACUGUUCUCUGGGAUCUUCUCCAGUUAUAACCAGUACAUCAGACCAGUGGAGAAUGUGUCUGACCCAGUGAUAGUUCAGUUUGAAGUGUCCAUGUCACAGCUUGUCAAAGUGGAUGAAAUCAACCAGAUAAUGGAGACCAAUCUUUGGCUGCGACAUAUAUGGAAUGAUUAUAAGCUCAGGUGGGAUCCCAAACAGUUUGGAGGUGUUGAGUUCAUCCGUGUGCCCUCUAACAAGAUCUGGAAGCCAGACAUAGUGUUAUACAACAAUGCAGUUGGAGACUUCCAAGUGGAUGAUAAAACGAAAGCUCUUCUACGUUUCAAUGGAGAUGUAACGUGGAUCCCACCGGCCAUCUUCAAAAGCUCUUGCAAGAUCGAUGUCACGUACUUCCCAUUCGACUACCAGAACUGCACCAUGAAGUUUGGCUCAUGGACCUACGACAAGGCCAAAAUCGACCUGGUGCUCAUCGGUUCCACCAUAAACCUAAAGGACUUCUGGGAAAGUGGAGAAUGGACGAUUAUCGACGCUCCCGGGUACAAGCAUGAUAUCAAGUAUAACUGCUGCGAAGAGAUCUACACGGAUAUUACGUACUCUCUCUACAUUCGCCGUCUGCCUCUUUUCUACACCAUAAACAUGAUCAUUCCCUGUCUGCUCAUCUCCUUCCUGACCGUUCUGGUUUUCUAUCUCCCUUCAGAUUGUGGUGAGAAGGUGACGUUGUGUAUUUCCGUUCUCCUCUCCCUCACCGUUUUCCUCCUGGUAAUCACGGAGACCAUUCCAUCCACCUCUCUUGUCAUCCCUUUGAUCGGAGAGUAUCUUCUUUUCACUAUGAUAUUUGUUACUCUUUCCAUCGUAAUCACAGUCUUUGUGCUCAAUGUACAUUACCGUACCCCUAAAACGCACACCAUGCCGCGUUGGGUGCGUCACGUCUUUCUUAGUCUCCUCCCUCGGGUCAUGUUCAUGAGACGGCCUGAGAAAGAUCCAGAGAGACCCGGCUGUAGCGGAGCUCCUCCACGACUUUGCAGUCUUCACACACCGGGCUCCAUUACCCCACACGUUCCAAAGCAGCACAGUCGGCCGGGAAGCCUUCCACACCGCCCUCAGCUCCUCAGGUGCACUGAGCUCACUAACAUGGGCGAUGCUUCCAAAACAGGGUCCGGCUUUUUGUGUAGAGAAGGACGAUGUACGUGCUGCUGGAAGCCACUAAACAUGGAGAGGGGAGCAGGUAGCAUCAUGGGAAGCAGAGAAGGAAGAUGCAGUCCCUGCUCCAGCUCAGAAUCUAUGGAUGGAGUGGUUUUUUGUAUGUCAAGUCUCUCGCCGGAAGUCAGAGAUGCUAUCGAGAGUGUGAAGUACAUCGCAGAAAACAUGAAGUUAGAAAAUGAGGCCAAGGAGGUCCAGGAUGACUGGAAGUAUGUUGCCAUGGUGAUUGACAGGAUCUUCCUUUGGGUCUUUGUCCUUGUGUGCAUUCUGGGAACAGCUGGACUCUUCUUGCAGCCCCUACUGUCGAGCGAGGACAUGUGA